This is a messenger RNA of Scomber scombrus (Atlantic mackerel), 1546 nucleotides long. RefSeq lists its product as uncharacterized. The coding region runs from base 64 to 1059 and encodes 331 amino acids. The transcript has 5 exons. The record is from RefSeq and is a predicted model, not a curated record. NCBI's taxonomy places the organism in Eukaryota, Metazoa, Chordata, Actinopteri, Scombriformes, Scombridae.
GCCUCAGCUGCAUCAGAGCGCCACUUCUCCCCAGGUUCACCAGAGGAAACACCACUUCACAAAAUGCUUUUCCUCCCAGCUGCUGCUCUGUGCUGUCUGUGUUCAGCGCUGGUUGCCAUGGCAGCACAGCUGAUUCAGGAGGAUUUAACGUUGACCAAGAGUGCUGGUAAAACAGUCUCCUUCAGCUGUCGAGGAACUGAGCAGUGUGACAGUCGUUAUUAUGUAUGGUGGUACCAGAAGAAAGACACAGACACAUUCACAAGGAUUCUGGACAUUAGAAUGAGUAGUGGUACAGUAGAUAAAGAUUCUUACAAUCAUCCUCAGAAAGAUGAUUUCUCAGCUGCAAAGAAACAGAACAACUAUGAGUUGCAGAUCCAGACAGUUCAACUCUCACAUUCAGCCACCUACUACUGCUCCUGUUAUCAAUCUGUCUACAUCUUUGGCUCUGGGACUAAACUGUUUGUAGUUAAGCAGGUAGUGAAGCCCGUGGUGAGCGUGUACCCAGCAGCAUCCAGAGCCCACCUGGAGGGGAAGAGCUCCCUGCUGUGUGUGGCCUCAGCCAUGUCUCCUCCUCUGGUCCAGUUCUCCUGGAAAAGACAGAAGAAGAACGGCCCGCUGGAGGAGCUGACCUCUACUGAGGGAGAGCAGCUGGAGCUCAGAGAGCCGGGACGCAGCGCCUCCAUCCUGCUGCUCCAUCAGCAAGAGGAUAGCACAUAUAAGUACCGCUGCUACGUCAAGCACGAGGGGAGCACAGUGAGGGCCCAAACAGAACAAGAGAUUUCUCUUAAUCCACCAACCCCAGCUCCGACAGCUAUACCAACUCCAAAAGCUAUACCAACUCCGACAGCUAUACCAACUCCGACAGCUACAUCAGCUCCGACAGCUACAUCAGCUCCAACAGCUCCACCAGAUUUUUUCCCGUCUCAGUACCAGGUGCUGCUGCUCUGUGUGCUGUACACAGUGCUGAUAGUGAAGAGUCUGGUGUACUGCUGUGGACUCUCUCUGCUGAUGAUCCUCAGAAACAAGGGACCGUCCACUAACUGCACACAUGCUGACUGACUAACUGUCCUCCACCUUUAACUUCUCACUGACAACUGUUAAAUCCUGAAGAUAAGGUUGACAACUGGUCCUGAGGAAUGUGAGGUUCUCAUUAGCUUUUUCUUUCAAACUAGUGACAAUAAUUAUUGAUUGUGGAGACAAACUGCUGACCAAGAGAAAUGUAAAAAUAAAAAAAGACAUUGUUGCAUUUGGGUGAAGUAAAUCGUUGUCACGACAUUCCUUCAGAUGCAUAUUUGGUAAUCUGUAUACAACUUCUUGAGCAUACACAUCUCUGUUAUGUAGGUUAACUGCAUAACAUUGCAUUAACAUUCCCGUCCUUUGAUUUUUUUUUCUAGCAACAAUCCCAUCUCCCUUUCUGCCUUCGACAUGUAAAAAAUUAUGUAAACAAGACAAGCAUAAGCGUUAACAACAAACUCGUACGUCUAAAUUUACCUUCCACCAUUUUAAUAGGGGUUUGCUAGAGUGAUUUAUCAAAACUUCAUUAACU